Cephus cinctus (wheat stem sawfly) is the source of this 1507-nucleotide messenger RNA. RefSeq names its product group XIIA secretory phospholipase A2 (gene GXIVsPLA2). The record is from RefSeq and is a predicted model, not a curated record. Gene Ontology annotation, molecular function: A2-type glycerophospholipase activity; calcium ion binding. Bases 347 to 973 code for a protein of 208 amino acids. NCBI's taxonomy places the organism in Eukaryota, Metazoa, Arthropoda, Insecta, Hymenoptera, Cephidae. Gene Ontology annotation, biological process: phospholipid metabolic process; arachidonate secretion; lipid catabolic process. Gene Ontology annotation, cellular component: extracellular region. The transcript is spliced from 3 exons.
UCAAAUUAUUAUGUUUUAAAAAUGUAAUGUUGGUUUUACAAAAUUCACGCAUGAUGCGUUUAUAAAUAACAUAAAAAUGUAAUACUUAGCAUGUUUGGUAUUCAAAAUUUUCUUCAACUAUAUUGUUGAAAAAAGCUGAGGCCGCGAAAUAUAAGUAAUACACAUACCUAUGAAGUUCUAAAUAUGCCCAUAUAAGUCAUUAAUCGUUAUAUACUGGGUGAGAAGGAAAGAUAAACAUAGGCACAUCAAUCCGUAAACUUGCUAAGCUUGCCAAAUCACCUAAAAAUAUAUCUGUUCUCAAAUAGUAGCGUGAGACAGAUCAGUCCAGAACAAGUCAUUAACGAUAAUGGACUUCUGGUGGUAUAGAAAGUUUCUUAUUUACGGACUGACAUUUCUUGGCUAUGCCUGGUCAGGUUAUGGAGCUGGAUUGCUUGUCAAUUUACGGGAUGCUGUACUUACGGCCGAAACCAUUUUUGGAGACUUAUUCCAAAAUGUGAUAACAGUUGCUAGAAAGGUUAAGGACAUUAAUGAAGUUUUCAAUGCUGCGGUUGAAGAAAAUUGCGUUUUUCAAUGUCCGUCAGGGGCUACACCAAAACAAAAUUGGAAUCAUAAACCGCAAAGUAAUGGAUGUGGAACUCUCGGGCUUGAGAUAAAUCAAGAAUAUUUGCCCCUCUCGGAAAUGACACAAUGCUGCGAUGCUCAUGACAUUUGCUACGAUACUUGCGGCUCUGAUAAAGAAAAGUGUGAUAUAGCAUUCAAAAGAUGCCUUUAUAAAUAUUGUGACAGCUAUGAAAAUACUGGUUCGGCUGUAGCAAAUACUUGCAAAGCUGCCGCGAAAAUGCUUUUUACUGGUACGAUUGCAUUGGGAUGUAAAAGUUAUUUAGAUUCCCAAAAUGAAGCUUGUUACUGUGGGGGUAAGUGGAACCAAAGCAAAAAGCCUAAAAAAGCUGCACAGACCGGUGGAGAACUAUAAGAGAAUAUAAAUUCUCUAAAUAUAAAUUCUCUGGUAAAUAAUAACAGAAUUUCUAUAUGGUCAUGUAAUAUGUACAUGAAAAAGCAGCUCUAGCCAAAAUUAUUAGGAUUUUUAUUGCAACCCCGUUGUGAUUAUAAUUAGUCCUAUACCUAGUUUUCCUUGUAAAGUUAUUUUUUUUCGUUUAAAACAACCUAUUUUUUGUACAAAUAAUUUUUAUUAAUGAAUCAUGUAAUAAAAAGUAUCUUGUGACAAAAGUGAGGUGUUUCCUUUUUAUGCAGGAAUGUGAAUACUAUACGUUAAUGAAUUGAUAACGGGUACACAGCUUGUGGUCUAUUCAGUCCGGUUUACCGCAUCCGUUCUAAUUUAAAAGUUCUCUGCAUCAAGGACUAUUUACUAUGGUGUAGGAUGUUGAUAUGUAAUCAUUGUUCAUAAAUCAAGAUGGAAUUGAAAACAUAAGUAACCUUAUUUGAAAUGAUUAAAACAAAAAAAAUAGAACAAGACACCUUGAAGAAAAUAAAAUUUCAGUAAUUCACA